AUGUUUGCUCUCCCCCGUACCCUUGUGACGGCCCAGUUUGCCCGGACUGCUGUGCGGGCCAAGUCGAACGCGGCAGCCAAGCUUGACUCGCUGCUGGCGACCGAGCUGGAAGGCAUCCGCGAGGCCGGAACGUACAAGAACGAGCGCGUGAUCACGUCGAUGCAGGCUGCCGAGGUCGAUGUGGGCCCUGAUCACGUCAUCAACCUGUGCGCCAACAACUAUCUUGGGCUCUGCGACCAUCCCGAGCUGAUCCAGGCCGGCAAGGACGCGCUCGACUCGCACGGUCUCGGGCUGGCGUCGGUGCGGUUCAUCUGCGGGACGCAGGACAUCCACAAGGAGUUGGAGGCCAACGUGGCCAAGUUCCACGGGAUGGAUGACGCCAUUCUGUACGCGGCGUGCUUCGAUGCUAACGCGGGCAUCUUUGAGGCUCUCUUUACGCCGGACGACCUGCUCAUCUCGGACGAGCUCAACCACGCGUCGAUCAUCGACGGCAUGCGGCUGGCCAAGUGCCGGAAGACCCGCUUUGCGCACAUGGACAUGCAUGAUCUCGAGGAGAAGCUCAAGGCCGGACAGGACGCUCGGCAGCGGCUGAUUGUCACCGACGGCGUCUUCUCCAUGGACGGCGACAUUGCGCCGCUGGAGGAGAUUGUCAAGCUCGCGCAGGAGUACGACGCGCUCGUCAUGGUCGACGAGUGCCACGCCACGGGCUUCCUCGGCGCCACUGGCCGCGGCACGCCCGAGUACUGCGGCGUUGCCGACGAGAUUGACAUUGUCAACUCGACACUGGGCAAGGCACUCGGCGGCGGGUCCGGCGGCUACACCACGGCUUCACAGGCCGUGGUCGACGUCCUCCGCCAGCGCUCGCGGCCCCAACAAAAUGUUUGA
Molecule: messenger RNA, 885 nt
Organism: Thecamonas trahens ATCC 50062
Lineage: Eukaryota; Apusomonadida; Apusomonadidae
Product: 2-amino-3-ketobutyrate coenzyme A ligase
Exons: 2
Coding region: 1-885 (294 amino acids)
Biological process (GO): biosynthetic process
Molecular function (GO): pyridoxal phosphate binding; transferase activity
Source: RefSeq, a predicted model, not a curated record